Molecule: messenger RNA, 2589 nt
Organism: Halichondria panicea
Lineage: Eukaryota; Metazoa; Porifera; Demospongiae; Suberitida; Halichondriidae
Product: activin receptor type-2A-like
Exons: 14
Coding region: 188-2374 (728 amino acids)
Biological process (GO): cell surface receptor protein serine/threonine kinase signaling pathway; protein phosphorylation; cellular response to growth factor stimulus
Cellular component (GO): signaling receptor complex; plasma membrane
Molecular function (GO): transmembrane receptor protein serine/threonine kinase activity; calcium ion binding; ATP binding
Source: RefSeq, a predicted model, not a curated record
GUGCAUGCAGUACAGUGCAGUAGUACAGCUAGCUAGCUACUCACCAAGCUGUACUGUGAAGGUGAAGUACUGAGGUGUGAUUUAAAGACGUCUGGGGGUAACUAAAUAGAGCUAGAGCUACGCUGUUUUCUCCCUUCUGUGCUGUCCUCAACCCUGUGAGCUGAACUUUAUUAAAAGAUAAAAUGAAAUGGGACUUUGGGUGUGGACUCUUGUUUUGAGCCUUCUCUUCGAGGGGACUAUAGCCACACCCUCAAACAACCAGAAUAUUGUGUGCGAGUCAUUCUCCGGCAUGGAGCACAUCUACAGGAGGUGCUCAGUAUGCACCGCAACUUUUAAGCUCAUAGCCGGAGAUAAGUACGAGCUGGACACCAAACGAUGCCUGGACUCCCCUCCAGCUGAAACCAACUGCACCACUGAUUCUUGUUCAUUGGACACAUCCGGCAGCAAUGUAGAGAUCAGCUGCUGUUGCUCAUCGUAUCUAUGCAAUGCUUAUUCGGGGUUGACAUUCAGUGAUGUCACCAGAGUUAGCGAAUACGUGCACAUUACCCCCUAUGAUAGCAGUGCUUGUACAAACUCGUGCGUGUUGGUGGAUGGCAGUCCGACAUGCUUCUGUCAGGACGGAUACGAACUAGAAGCAGACGGAGUCAGUUGCACGGAUAUUGACGAGUGCAGGAUGAAUCCCUGCUCCCAUGAUUGCUGGAAUACCAUCGGUAGUUUUUACUGUACAUGUCCGGUGGAUUCUCGUAUUAUGGAGGACAUGGUCACCUGUGACGAACCUAGUCUGGUGUGUUUUUCUACUACUGAACCGUUGAUGUUUCAGUAUUGUAACGAUGAUCUAAUGGCGACUGACAGUGAUAUUUCUGAGUGCAAUGCAAUAUAUCAGCUAUUGGAAGAUGGAACAUUUGAACUAGAGCUAGCUGGAUGUUUUGCAAAGGACGAGACAGACAGGUGUCCUCCCACCACCAGUGAGCGGUGUGUGCUCGCUCAAGUGCCACAGACGACCAGAUACCAAUGUUGCUGUACACACUACUCUUGCAAUGCAAAAUUCAACAUCGAAUUUCCAACUGUGAGCAACAGUACGGUUACUGUAGCACCAACCACCAUCACCACUACCAACUCUACCACAGACGUGAUUCCAAACACUACCCUCGAGCCACGCUUAUCUACUCUUAUCUUUGUCUUUGGACUGAUAGUUGUCAUGAUAUUUAUCGGUAUGUUGUUUGUAGUAUGUCUGAUAAUCUACUGUCGUUUUUCUAAGAAGAGAAAAAUAUCGAUUUGCGAAGUGUCUCGUAUUACUAAUAGCGAACCCAUUGAGGCAAGUGACGCCCACAAUAUUAAUCUUCGAAACGAGAUUGGCAGGGGACGGUUCGCUGUGGUACACUAUGCUCAAAUGAGAGGGAGUGACGUGGCCGUGAAGUGCUUCGAUGUGAAGGAAAGUUUCACCAAAGAAGUCGCAAUCUAUCUCCUCAAUCUGUUCCAGCAUCCAAACGUUCUCAAGUUUCUAACAUUCGUGGAAAACACGGAAGAGAACAACUACUGGAUCGUGUUUGAGUAUCAUGAGAAGGGAUCCUUGUACUCUCUUCUCCAACGCAAACCAGUCACCCUCAAAGAAUUCUGUGCUCUGUCCGAGUCCAUAGCUUGCGGCCUGGCGUUCCUUCACAGUGAGUUCACUAUCGAAGGUGUUACCAAACCAUGUGUGGCACAUAGAGAUCUCAAGUCUAAGAAUAUUCUGGUUAAAUCCGACGGAAAAUGUGCCAUUUCUGACUUUGAUCUGAGUAUUCGGUUUCCUCUCUCAGAACAAGAUGGUCACGGACAAGUCGGUACUAAUCGUUAUAUGGCUCCAGAGGUCUUGGAAGGUUGCAUCACGUUCAACAGAGCAGCCUAUAAGCAGAUAGACUGCUACGCCGUUGGUUUAAUCUUCUAUGAGAUAAUGACCAGAACAGAGUUGAAUGGCGAGGCUGUACCUGAUUACCGACCCCCAUUUGAUGGAGAGGUGCCGGAACACCCCACCAUAGAGGACAUGCGCAAUGUAGUGGCUGUGGGCGGUCACCGUCCCUCCUUUCCAGGCCGCUUCAUCAUCGAUGGCUCGUUUGACAGGUUGACGGAGAUGAUCACGGAACUGUUGGACACUUACCCUGAGGCCAGGAUCACUGCUGAGGCCAUCUCCAGAGGAUUGACAAAUUUCAGAAUUUCAAAGUUUCCGGAUGAUAAUGUCAUCGAUAGUGGCUAUGAGAACGAGAUCCCUAGUACCCCUCAUCAAGUAUCCUCGUUGCCUCCCCGUCCCCCUUCACACUCAACCACCCCGGGGCCGGCUCAUCCCUGCUUGGCUAUAGCACUAGCUUACACUGGCAAAACAACAGAGACCACAGUCUAAACCCACCACCCUCGAUCUGUCAUCACACACCCUCACUGAACUGAAUUCAAUCUUUAACGACAACUCUGACUCGACUCCACAAUAAUUAUGUUAAGUAUCACAAGACCUUCUUCCCAUAAGCUAUACAUUCAUUUUUCGAUUUUAUGAUGCAUGUAAAUAAUUUAGUAAUAAUUUAUGGAGAUUAUUGUUAAAGAUAAUUAUUGCACCAUUUUAAA